CGAAUCGUAUUCGAAAUAUAGAAAACUUCAGAAUCACUACAAGACCAGACGAAGCCGCCUCCUCCUCCUCCAUCUCCAUCUGCCGCUCAACCUGAACUUCCAAAGCUCAAGCUCUCUCUCUUUCCCUCUCUACAGCAGAGAGAGAAGGCUCUGAUCAUAUAUAUACAUAUAUAUAUAUAUGAUGAAUGGAAUGGUGAUGGGUGGUUCAGGAAACAUCAACAGCAACUAUGAUUACUCAUUCAAGAUUCUGUUGAUAGGCGAUUCAGGCGUUGGCAAGAGCACCCUUCUUCUCAGUUUUAUCUCCAACGCCCACUCUCACCAGAAUCUCUCCCCAACCAUUGGUGUUGAUUUCAAGAUUAAGCAGCUAACGGUUGGUGGGAAGAGAGUAAAACUGACAAUCUGGGACACCGCUGGACAGGAACGGUUUGGUACGUUGACAAGAUCUUACUAUAGAGGUGCACAUGGAAUUAUUCUUGUUUAUGAUGUAACAAGGCGAGAAACGUAUACAAAUUUGUCAGAAGUAUGGUCGAAGGAAGUUGAGCUCUAUUCUUCGAAUCAGGAAUGCGUCAAGAUACUAGUCGGGAAUAAGGUGGACAGGGAAAGGGCUGUAACCAUAGAAGAGGGGAUGGCUCUUGCACAGAAGCAUAAAUGCUUGUUCUUCGAAUGCAGUGCUAAAACUAGUGAAAACGUGCGACAAUGUUUCAAGGAGCUCAUAUUACGGAUACUAGAGACGCCCAGCUUAUUGGAGAAGGGAUCGAUAGUUGUGAAGAAACAAAUCUUGCAGCAGAAACAAGCAUGCCAGCAGGCACAUACCGGCAACUGUUGCUCCUCCUAGUCGAUCAAUAUACGCUGCUAAAUGGAGGCACAACACAAGCCCGGUUCAAGUCAUCCAUACUGGAUGCCCUGGCUAUUCUGCAUAGAUCAGGUCGACUGCCGGACCCUUUGUAAUCAGUUGGCAUGGCCUGACACAACCUUGAUCAGUCGGCGUAGAUGGAGACACUGUUUUCCAAUGGCAGCGAUGGGCUUGCUUUGCUGCUCAAGUAUAUAUAUAUAUAUAUAUAUAUAUAUGCAAAAUUAUGGUUUGUUGUAGCAAAUUGUUAGCUUACACACACACACACGCACAAGUGCUGUUCUUUCAUUUGUUAGGCUUUUGUUUUUGGGUCAAUUUUGGAGCUGAGAUGGUUGGACACAUCUGAAAGGAAAACUAAGCAAUUAGGAGUGAGUGAAAUAUAUGAACACAAAUGGUUCUGUAACUUAGUUUUAUGUGCUAUACAAUAGAUGAUGGUGAUA
Diospyros lotus (date-plum) is the source of this 1290-nucleotide messenger RNA. RefSeq names its product ras-related protein RABC2a-like. Lineage: Eukaryota; Viridiplantae; Streptophyta; Magnoliopsida; Ericales; Ebenaceae. The record is from RefSeq and is a predicted model, not a curated record. The transcript has 6 exons. The coding region runs from base 179 to 835 and encodes 218 amino acids. Gene Ontology annotation, molecular function: GTP binding; GTPase activity.